AUGGAGGAAACGGAAAAUAAACCCAGAUAUGAUCUGGACAAGUUUAUAGCUAAUCCCAUAGACUUUCUCAACGAACAUUUCGUCGAUGAGUCUAGCCUUGGGGAAAUAGAUUCGCUAAUCAUCGAUGUAAGCGCAGAGAUACGCAACCAGGACAGAAAACUAAUGGAUGUUAUUAAAGAGAAGGCAAUCAGUGGGGAGUUGGCACAUGAGAGGUUUGAGAAACUCCAAUGUGCAACCAAUGACCUUAUCGCUAAGAUGGCAGAGAUACAAAUACCUACCAUGCGAGGAGAGCAGUCGCUUAAAAUACUCACAGCAGAUAUACGCGCACUCAACCGUGCGAAAUAUAACAUUUGUAACACUAUCACAAGCCUCAAACGCAUACUGAUGCUAUCAACGAUGCUGGAGUCACUUCGUGAAAAGGCGAAACAUCGCAAAUAUGAAGAAGCUGCAGGACUAGCUGUAGUUGUCAGAGAGUUAUACCAAUUGGUAUCCCCGCUACGCGAAGCUCCACCAGUAGUUAGGCUACUAACAUCGUGCAACAGCGUACUCGAUGAACUCAAGCAACAAAUCAUAGAGGAUAUUGAAAUCAUGCUAGAUCUCAGCACGACACAGAGCUGCCUAGAGACUCCGCUUGAACUAUAUGAGGUAUGCAACUGUGCCGAUGCUAUCGAUGACAGUGUUCGCAAACAUAUAGCUUCCAAGUACGCCGCAAAUAUCACACAGAGUUACGAAAAUGUUUUCUCAAUGUCGGCUGAUCUAAAGAUUCUUGAUAAUAUUCAUGAGAGAUUUGCAUGGUUAAGACGUAUCAUCAACGAAUUUGAUGAAAAGUAUGGCACAGAUGUGCCGGAACACUGGAACAUACAGGCAACCGGGGCUUGGGCGUUCCUAGACGCCUGUCGUAACCAGAUUGUCGCUGCACUGACAAGUUCGCCGAAACCAGUAGAAGCCAGUGUAAUUCUUAGCACUUUGCUACGGUGUAAAGAGUUUGAACAAGAAUUGGACUAUAGAAUCAGCAAUUAUGGUGGUUCUCCAAGACCCAUAGAACGUACCGCUAUGGAGUACCCCGAAGUGGUACCAUCUCCAAAGGUCGCCACCUCCGACGCAGAACCAAAGAAAAACCUGAUAGGUGCUCUUAGCCGUUGCUUCGAAAACCAUCUUGGAUCGUGGGUCGCAAACGAGGAAGUACAGUUAGAGGAUCUAUACAACAAAAUUGUGUCAUCCAAAGAAGAUGGUGUUAUCAUGCUAGUGUUGCGUUCAGCUAAGGAGCUUUUCUCGGCCAUCAGCGUAAGGCUGAAGGCGGUCCUUGCAGUGAGCUGCGAGCAGACCCUCUUUGAGAUGAGCAUGGUUUUCAGGCGUAUUAUUGCCAAGUAUCAGGUCUACCUUCAGGAGAGGGUAUCUAAAAUUGACAAAAAUGCUCCACUAUCCACUCUGUCAAGGCAGGGUGGAUACAUUAUAGCCACAUGCGACUACGCUACCGAAAUGAUCGAACACCUCAACGAUGAGAUCGUGGAAGCUAUUGUGCCCGCAUAUAAGGAGCAAGUCAACUUCUCUUCAGAAAAGGAAAAAAUUAACGUCACUAAAGCAAACGUCGUCAAAAGGGUAGUGGAUGAAAGCUGCAAAUUCGCACCCAUCACGCCAAACAUUGUCGCUCCCCUGAAAAAUCUAGAACAAAGGGUUAUCGAGGCCAUACAGACCACCAUAGAGCACCUGCCAUCGGGAUACCUUCAUUACAUGACCAACAAAGUGACACGUGGUGCCAUGGCUCACCUGAAGGACACGAUAUUCUCUCUGGAUAACGCAUCGGAAGGCUACUGCCAGCAACUAUUGCUUGACUCUUACAGUCUGCAAAAACUGCUAUCAGAGUCUGUUAGCGUCUUGGUAGACCCGCUACCUUUGGGCUAUGUAGAAGCAACCACUGCAGAGAUGAACAAGCUGCAGACGCUUCUCAAGGUGCUCAACUCGUCUAGCGACUCUUUAGGGGCAUUUGAUGCGCUGCUGAUAGAGAACGGAGGCUGUUGCACAAAGGAGGAGAUCGACCAGAUAAUGGAGAUACAUCGCAAAAAAUAA
This is a messenger RNA of Babesia sp. Xinjiang, 2067 nucleotides long. Its product is annotated as Vacuolar protein sorting-associated protein 53 A. The transcript is spliced from 6 exons. The record is from RefSeq and is a predicted model, not a curated record. Lineage: Eukaryota; Apicomplexa; Aconoidasida; Piroplasmida; Babesiidae. The coding region runs from base 1 to 2067 and encodes 688 amino acids. Gene Ontology annotation, cellular component: GARP complex. Gene Ontology annotation, biological process: retrograde transport, endosome to Golgi.